AUGCGCUUCCUGUCUCUGCUCGGAGCUGCUGCUGCGACGUGGCUAGCUGGCGCAAAUGCUCAAGACACAUCUGACCUUCGCACACAUUCUCUGGUCCAGCCCUACCUCGACUCGGACCUCCAGAGCAGAUGGUGGGACUUUGGCGGCGACACCAUCAUCCGCGCCGACAAGCACAUUCGUCUUAGCUCCGACCGCCCCUCGCAAUCCGGCUGGAUCUAUUCGAGAGUCCCCUUGACUGCUACCAACUGGGAGAUCGAGGUCGAGUUCGACAUCAAUGGCCAGGGCAACCUCUUUGGUGACGGCUUUGCCAUGUGGGUGACCACCGACAGAGCCCAGCAGGGUCCUGUCUUUGGUAACAAGGACAUGUUCGAGGGUCUGGGUAUAUUUUUCGACACAUACAAGAACAACAGACCUGGUGUUGUUUUCCCUUAUGUCAUGGCUAUGCUUGGCGACGGAAAGACUGUCUACGACCAGGCCCACGACGGCAAGGCCAACGAACUCGCUGGCUGUUCGGUAUGUUUUACUCUUUGUCUGUUUAUCUCUGGCUACUUGCUAACAUUCUAUAGGNCACGUGGACUCCGUAAUGCGAACAUCCCCACCAAGGCCCGCGUCACCUACUUCCAGGAGAAGUCGCUCAAGGUCGAGUUGAUGUACAAGAAGGAAGACGAGUGGACCCCCUGCUUCGACGUCCCCGGCAUCAAGCUUCCUGGUGUCACCUACCUCGGUUUCUCUGCCGAGACUGGCGAGCUUUCCGACAACCACGACAUCAUCAAGGUCGAGACCAAGAACCUGUACAGCCCAAGCGGCGCAGCUGGCACCCCCAAGGAUUACAGCAAGAGCGCCUACAAGCCGAAUCAGUAUGCGAAGAAGGAGGGUGGUGGCUGGGGUUGGUUCUUCUUGAAGUUUGUCCUGUUCGGUCUGGCCUUGACAGGAGCCUAUGUUGGAUUCACCGUCUACCGCUCAAACAGAAGACGAGACAGAUUUUGA
This is a messenger RNA of Aureobasidium musti, 987 nucleotides long. The record is from the annotation of a GenBank genome assembly. Lineage: Eukaryota; Fungi; Ascomycota; Dothideomycetes; Dothideales; Saccotheciaceae.